Molecule: messenger RNA, 1587 nt
Organism: Parnassius apollo (apollo)
Lineage: Eukaryota; Metazoa; Arthropoda; Insecta; Lepidoptera; Papilionidae
Source: the annotation of a GenBank genome assembly
AUGAUUGAAGAAACUCGAAAAAAAACUUUUUUAGGAUUUGAUUUUAGUACACAAAGGUUAAAAGCUGUGGUCAUUGGUGAAGAUUAUGUUGUUAAGCAAGAAGCAGAUGUGGAAUUUGAUAAUGAAUUGCCCGAAUUCAGGACAUUUGGUGGGGUGGUGCGUGGAGAACGUGGUGAGGUGACAGCACCACCACUAUUGUGGGUAAAGGCUCUUGACAUGGUCAUGGACAAACUAAUUGUCGCUGGUGUUGAUUUUGCCACCAUUGAAGCACUUUCUGGUGCUGCACAGCAACAUGGUUCAGUCUGGUGGGCAAAGGGCUCGGAGUCAAGGCUUGGUAACCUAUCGCCUGAUGAAUUCCUUCACACUCAGUUAGCGAUGGGUUUUGUUACGGACUCACCAGUCUGGAUGGACUCAAGCACAAGUGCAGACUGCAGGGCACUUGAGGAAGCUGUUGGAGGACCAGAGGAGCUAGCCAAGAUCACAGGUUCCAGAGCAUAUGAACGCUUCACGGGUCCACAAAUCCGGAAGAUGUUUCGCACCAAGCCGAGGGCUUACCAGGCCACUGAAAGGAUAUCACUUGUCUCAUCCUUUGCUUGCUCGUUGUUCCUUGGUCGAAUUGCACCUAUUGAUCUUUCUGAUGGGUCUGGAAUGAAUCUCCUUAACAUACAUACCAAGAAGUGGUGUGAAGAGGCUUUAAAGGCGUGCGGUGAUGAGACCUUGGAAAGUAAACUGGGAACUCCGGUGGCUACUUCCACAAUAUUAGGCAAUAUAUCCCCAUACUUUGUGCAGCGGUAUGGGUUUAAAUCGGACUGCAAGGUUGUCGCGUUCACUGGCGAUAACUGCUCGGCGUUAGCUGCUCUCCGUCUUCGAUCGGGAUGGGUGGGGCUUAGCUUGGGGACUAGUGACACUCUUCUUUUGGGUCUCUCUGCUCCAGCGGCUCCUCCUGCAGGCCAUAUUCUAGUUGGCCCAACUGCAGAAGCACCUUACAUGGCUCUUUUGUGCUUCGCUAAUGGCUCCUUAACAAGACGGAAUCACAGAGACCGUCUUGUUGGAACGAGUUGGGAUGCAUUCGGUGAGCUGCUACGGGCCACAGUCAGGGGAAAUAUGGGGUAUAUGGGUAUUUACUUCGACACGGCGGAGAUAGUCCCCCGGGCUGGUGCCGGUCAGUGGGUGGAGGACGGGUCCGGGCGAAAGGCAGAACGCCCAGCACCCCAGUUCGAAGCCCGCGCCCUGCUGGAAGGACAAGCGCUCGCCAGGAGAGCCCACGCUGAAGACAUGCACUUCGCACUCGACUCUUCGUCUCGACUGAUCGCCACCGGCGGUGCGUCGGUGAAUAAAGAACUGUUGCAGAUCUUCGCUGACGUCUUCAACGCGCCAGUCUAUGUGCAAGAACAACACGCCAAUGCAGCGUUACUCGGUGCUGCGAUUCGUGCAGCCGAAGUAUGGAGUUCCCUAGCCGAAGUCAAAUUGUUGGGUUCAGAGCCAACCCUAACACCAGUAGCCACUCCGUAUCCAGACAGCGAAAAAAUUUACACUCCAAUGUUGGCACGUUACCGCCAAAUGAUCGAGAACAUUCCUAAACUAUAG